Clunio marinus is the source of this 2297-nucleotide messenger RNA. The record is from the annotation of a GenBank genome assembly. Lineage: Eukaryota; Metazoa; Arthropoda; Insecta; Diptera; Chironomidae.
AGAGUACGAACAGAUAAAAACACAGCAAGAUUACUUUUUAAAAAUUACAAUAAUUUAUUAAUUUUUUAAGUUUUUAAUCCCAUUCAAAGUCAUUAAAUACCUCAUUAUGGAUGAUAAAGAAAUGUACGAAAGUUUAAUAAAAUGGUUAAAAAUAUUAGAGCUUUCUGGGCCUUGUGAUUCUGCGUUAGAUUUAUCCAGUGGUGUUGCAUUAGGUGAACUUUUAGCUCAAUUAGCACCUGAAUACUCUCCAAAAGUGAAAAAUAUUGGUUCUGAUGAUAAUUGGAGAUUGAAAGCGAGCAAUUUAAAGAAGAUCGUUGAUAGCAUUGUACUUUAUUAUAAUGAUGUUCUUGAUCUAAGCCUAGAGGCUCAUUUAAAGCCGGAAGUGAUAAAAAUUGCAGAAGGAAACGAUGCGAAAGAACUUGAGAAACUUUUGAAGUUAAUCUUAGGGUUGGCAGUAAACUGCAACGAUAAACAAACAUAUAUUACACAGAUUAUGGAAAUGGAAGAAACUGUCCAACAGAAUAUCAUGAAAGCUCUUCAAGAUAUCGAAAAUAUUGGUGGCUCCGCUUCGGCUCGAAAUUCGCUCAAUAUCCAAAAUGAUAUAAAAGAUGACCGUGAGAUUCUUGCACAAAAAUGUCAUGAGAAAGAAAAUCAAAUUGCAAUAAUGAUCGAAGAAAAGAAUUCAAUGCUACAAGAAAUUCAGAAACUUCAAAUUAUGUUGGAGAAGUAUGAAAAUCCAGCAAUAAUUGGAGAUGACGGAACAUCGCUUGGUAAUCCCGUGCAAGGCUCUGUUCGUUAUAACGACCUUAGAAAACAAGUUGAACAACUCAAAAAUGAUUUAAUUUUAUCGGAAACUGUCAAAGAAGAUCUAAAAAUGAAGUCGGGUCAACAAGAGAAACAAAUUCAUGUUCUUCAAAUGAAAAUUGACGAGCUUAAUAAAGCGAGCAGUGAGCUUUCACAAAUGAAAGACGAAUUUGAUAUUCUAAGAGAAGCAAGCGAAAAAUCGAAAAUUUACGAAUCACAAUUAACAACGUACAAGAAAAAGCUCGAAGAUUAUAACGACUUGAAACGACAACUCAAACAGUACGAAGAUCGUGCUGCUGAUUACUUGAAGCAGAAUCUUCAAUACGAAUCAGAGGCAAAAAAGCAAUCGGGAUUAAAAGGUCAAGUAGAGCUUUAUAAAAAAGAACUUGAAGAGCUUCAUUCAAAACUCGAUUCCGAGAUGCAAAAAACAGUAAAAGCCGAGUUUGAUUUACAAGUAAUGCAAACAAAAAUUGCCGGUCUUCAAAGAGAAAGAGACAAUUUAUUGACACAACGCGAUGUGCUACAAGAGAAAGUCGAUGAACUUCGAUGUCGUCAAGGUGGAACUGGUGAUGAGGAUGAUUCAGCAAAUAUGUCACGUGAACUUUUUGGUGAUAAUUUGAAAGAGAAAAUAACGCGACUUGAAGCUGAGAACAAAGCGUUAAGAGAAGGUCAAGGAGGACAAACAGCUCUUUCUGAUUUAUUGAAUGAUGCUAAUCAGCGUAAUGAGAAAUUAAGAGAACAAUUAAAAACAGCAAAUCAGAAGAUUUUACUUCUAAAAUCGCAGAAUAUCCCAGAGGAUGAGAAGAAUAAAAAUGGAAAUGCUGAGCUUCGAGAAAUAUGUGAAACACGAGAACGUUUGUUGGAAGAAGCUCAAAGUCAAAUCACUAAUUCACAUACAAAAGUUCGUCAACUUGAAGCAUCUUUGGAAAGCAAGAAUCAAGAACUGUCUGCGCUUGAAGCGAAGUACAGAAAAUGUCUAGAGAAAGCCAAAGAAAUGAUAAAAGGCCUCGAUUCUCGCUUGCUUGGUGAUCACAUAAGUUGUGAAGUAGCGUCUGGGGAAUCUCAGGAACAGGACGUUAUGUCAGUGGUAGAAACUCGAUUGAUUGCAUCAGCUUUCUACCGAAUGGCCCUGAAUGUUCAGAAAGAGUCUGUCGAUUCUCGACUUGCAUCAUUAAGUCAGGGACAAAGUUUUAUGGCAAGACAACGACAACCGGCAGCACGAAAAAAUAUGAACUUUAAAAAAUGAGUUCCGAUUAUCUCAUUGACUGGUAUUCAUCCAAUAAUUGUCUGUAAGAAGCACCAAAAUUUAUCAUAAUAGCUCAUUAACUAAAAUUUUCUUAUUUUCACUUUCGAUGUUCACUUUUAAGUUGUGAAGUUUUUUUAAUGUGUAUCGAUAUAACAAUUUUUAUUUCUAUGAUCAAAAUUUAGAAAAAAGUUUUUCCAAAUAUCUUUGAGAGAUGGUUUAUAAUAAAAGUUUUAAAAAUUUAUAGGUA